AUGUCGGAGACUGCUCCUGUUGUUCCUGCUGUUCCCGCACCUACAGAGAAAACACCUGUUAAGAAGAAGACGAAGAAAACGGGCGCAGCUGCUGGAAAACGCAAGGCGUCCGGGCCCCCGGUGUCCGAGCUCAUCACCAAGGCUGUCGCCGCCUCCAAGGAGCGCAGCGGCGUGUCCUUGGCCGCGCUGAAGAAAGCGCUGGCGGUCGCUGGUUAUGACGUAGAGAAAAACAACAGCCGCAUCAAGCUGGGGCUUAAGAACUUGGUGAGCAAGGGCACCCUGGUGCAGACCAAGGGCACUGGCGCCUCAGGUUCCUUCAAGUUCAACAAAAAGGCGGCCACCGGGGAAACCAAGCCCAAGGCUAAGAAGGCAGGCGCGGCCAAGCCCAAGAAGGCUGCUGGGGCAGCUAAGAAGCCCAAGAAGGCCACGGGCGUGGCCACCCCCAAGAAGGCCGCUAAGAAGACCCCUAAGAAAGCCAAGAAGCCGGGGGUGGCUGCUGGGGCCAAGAAAGUGGCCAAGAGCCCGAAAAAGGCGAAGGCAGCCAAGCCGAAGAAGGCGGCUAAGAGUCCGGCCAAGGCCAAAGCCCCCAAAGCCAAGGCAGCCAAGCCUAAAGCUACCAAACCCAAGGCUACAAAGGCUAAGAAGGCGGUCUCCAAGAAGAAGUAA
Molecule: messenger RNA, 666 nt
Organism: Lipotes vexillifer (Yangtze River dolphin)
Lineage: Eukaryota; Metazoa; Chordata; Mammalia; Artiodactyla; Lipotidae
Product: histone H1.3
Exons: 1
Coding region: 1-666 (221 amino acids)
Biological process (GO): nucleosome assembly
Cellular component (GO): nucleosome
Molecular function (GO): DNA binding; structural constituent of chromatin
Source: RefSeq, a predicted model, not a curated record